Messenger RNA from Pomacea canaliculata, 6101 nucleotides. RefSeq names its product collagen alpha chain CG42342-like. Gene Ontology annotation, cellular component: basement membrane. The transcript is spliced from 27 exons. Lineage: Eukaryota; Metazoa; Mollusca; Gastropoda; Architaenioglossa; Ampullariidae. The record is from RefSeq and is a predicted model, not a curated record. The coding region runs from base 271 to 1800 and encodes 509 amino acids.
CCAGGAUUAUUGUUUGGUUGUGCGCCGGUUUGGCGCUGUCGGUGCUGACGCUGGUGGUGGCUUUCGUCGCCUGGACGCUGAUGUCGUACCACGACGCGAUGGUGUCGUUGCAGCAAAGAGUCGCGCAACUGGAAAAGGAUUACGGGGACAUUACACACAAUCUUGACCGGAUAGUGGACAGCAAAGUGGAGCUCUUUCUCGAAGAGCGACUGCGGCAGAAGCGGGACAUCAUGCGGAGGGACGCCGACUGCCGCUGUCCACCAGGUCCCCAUGGCAUGCCUGGUAUUCCUGGCGCUUCAGGUCCUAAAAGGCGACAUGGGCCCCAUGGGACCCAAAGGCGUGAAUGGUUUUCCGGGUCCUAUAGGUGCACCUGGAAAGUCUGGUGAACCGGGGGUGUCUGGACCUAAGGGCGACAAGGGAGAUAAGGGGGAUGAAGGUAUGAAGGGAGAUAAAGGAGAUACUGGUCUUCCAGGCUUUGAUGGUAUGGCAGGGGCACCGGGGCAGAAGGGCAUCAAAAGGUCCAUAAAAUUGGAGGGUCAAACCGGGACACACGAAAUUGUUCAUUUAAAGGGGUCAACGUACGAGGUCAUUACAAUAAAGGGUGAACCUGGUGAACCUGGCCCACAAGGACCAAAAGGAGAUCCUGGUCCACCCGGGCUACCCGGCUUUGAUGGCGUUACAGGACCGCCAGGAAAACCAGGGCCACCUGGACCAGAAGGACCUCAGGGGCCAAAAGGAGAGGAAGGAAAGUCCGGAGAAGCUGGUCCGCGGGGAGAGAAGGGUGUACGCGGUCUAGAAGGCCUCCCAGGCCUACCAGGCCUUCCAGGCAUGCCGGGCCGCAAAGGCGAGGCAGGUAACACUGUCACCAUCAGGACAAACACAACGACUGGACAGGAAAUAGCGGUCCAAGCGACAUCCGGGUUUCCUGGCCCACCCGGUCCUCCGGGCCCCAGAGGUCGACGUGGCAAGACAGCCAAGGCAACCUUCAUAGGCUUCCCUGGCCCCCAGGGGCCGCCUGGCAAAGACGGUGCACCUGGUCUACCCGGAAUGAAGGGCGCCCUCGGGCUGCCAGGUCAGCAGGGUCUGAAAGGUGAGGCAGGUGCGCCCGGCAAGAACGGCAAGGACGGAGCGGAUGGUAUCGUAGGAAAGCCAGGUGUUCCUGGUCUGAAGGGAGAUAAGGGCGAGAUGGGACCGCCCGGUUUACCGGGCAUGAUCGGACCACCCGGCCUUCCUGGGCCUCCUGGGGAGCCAGGUACUGUAGAGGGUGGAGGAGGCAGUGGUGAAGGGCUGCCCGGGCCCCCAGGUCCCCCCGGCCCCAUGGGACCAAUGGGACUACAGGGGCCACCAGGUAUUAAGGGUGAUCGCGGACCUCCAGGCUUGAAAGGUGACCUAGGUACAAAAGGUGAUGCAGGACCCCCUGGUUCCAUUGGCUUGCCAGGAGCCAUUGGUCUACCCGGUAUGAGGGGCCAAAAAGGGGAAGUGGGUGACGCUGGUCCUCCGGGGCCCCCUGGCCCACCCGGUCCGAUGGGCACAGCUGAUGGCCCGUGCGCGUGUCAAAAGGGGGACAAAGGUGAUCGAGGAGAACAGGGUAUUGGGGUACCUGGAGGUCAAGGCCCACCUGGUGGAGAGGGCAAGAGGGGUCGAAGAGGAAAGCGUGGCCGAAGAGGAGAGAAAGGAGAUCCAGGCAUGCCUGGUCUAGAUUCGCCUUGCUCCCUUGACCAAAAUGGCUUACCAUUGCCCGGAUGUGGCGAAACUCGAAGAGCAACAUCUACGAACCUUGAAGGACGAGCCUAUCCGUAGAAAGUGACCACGGCAUCCUGGGUUCGCAGAGGUGUACAUUUCCCAUCACGGGCAUAUAGUGAGACGGGGGCUGCAGCCAGCCCAGUGUGUUUGACAGUGCCGGGAGAUCGGAGGAACAAAUAUUUAUUGUGUGUGGCCGAGCGUGAAUGAGCACAGAAGAGAGAGAGGAAGACUGACUUUUCUGAUAUGCUAUGGGCAACUAUUUGUUGUGUCAAGGAUGGAGCGAGACAUACUGCGAACAGUAAACCCCUUCACCUUCAGAAGAGAGUGCUUGGUAUUCGAGGCUCAACCACGAUUUGCCUGGGAAGCAUACCCAUAGAAAAUAUCUCUUUAUCAAAGAUUAUUUAUGGGGUUUGUUUUACAUUUUUGCGAAAGAAGUACUAGGGCUUAAUCUUCUUUGUUAUCACAAAUGGUAAAAUGGCUAAAUUUGAAUGAACCUGUGACCUGUAGGGUCACUGGUCUCACGUGAUUAGUAGCCUGUCUCCUUUUUGUACUUCACUGAUCUUAUCUUUUUGAACCAGUUAAACCCAAGUAGCCCUGGCAUUGAUAGAAAUAUGGGAGCAGUAAACUAUUGCACGUGAUUUUGUUUUUCAUUCGAACGCUCAAUCCUCUUCCUAACGUCUACAGUAAACUCCCUCAGCUGCUGGUCCCUGUUUUCUACAAAGUUUUACUUUCCUUCUGUAAAUCUGUUUCAGUAAGUUUGGCGGAUCUGUAGACACAGUUCAGCCCGCCACCCACUCGCUUUUGAUGAGUUAUUUAAUUUUCCUUAAAGUACAUGAUACUAAAAGAGUUGUUCCUGAAAGUUGUGAAAGUUAAACAAUUUUUUUUUUUUUUGGAUAUAUCCUAUCGUCCGCCUUAGAAAUUUCUGACAUUUUUUUUUUCGCUGUGUUUGAGAGAAGAAAUGUUAAGUUUAAAAGAUGUUUUUUAUCUGCUCUUUGGAUCAACAACUGUUCAGGAGGCACCUUCUUAACUACUGUUUGGAUGUAUGGAAGAUACGUUAAUAUAUUCCUGUAACUUCUUCGCAGAUUGACUUUCAGAUUUCAUAAUGUUAGCACCUUUCAUUGAAACUUCCUGGAAAGGGUCUACCUGUUCAUUGACCAUACAGUUUGAGUAUAUCAGGAAAAGUACGUUUCCACACAAACGUGUUUCACAGUUUACCAGCAAAUGCCUGAAGUUGUUUUUUGUUUUUUUUAAUUUUUAUUUUGGAAGUGUAGGAAUGUGCACACUGCUGGAAUUAUGAAUGACGUGCCUUCAAAGCCUCAUUUUAUGUGUACAAAUUUUAUGUGUACAUAUUUUCCAAUUUCAUUCAUAUCAUCGGUUCAUCCGCUCAUUUAACCUGCAAUGCCAGUAAUCAAAAUGCCUGUACAUUCAUUGCAUAAAUGUGUAACAUCGGAGUUAUCUGGAUUGAUGUACUUAAUUUUUGUUUACAUUAUCUGUAAAUCGGGUUGCUAAAUAUCGCAUUACGCAUAAGAAUGUACAGAAGUAGUCACCAUAAUUUUUGUCCUGUUAAAUAAGUAAGUAUGUAUAUUUGUAUUUUGCAUUAGAAGGGAAAUACUUUGAUAAUCUUCACCUUGUGUUUGGACCGACACUAUUCUGACGUCAGUCGGCUGCCUGUGCGCCAUCGUGCACCCAAUGGAGGUUUCAGUUGUAAAUGUGCCCAACUGCGAUUGCCUGUAGAAUACUAAAGAUUUCUCCAUUCAGUAGGUUUCCUCCUGCCUGAUGUUUUAAUCCUGCGUGUUAAAAGUGUCCAUUUCUUUACAAAUACAUUUGCUGAUUUCGUGGAACUUCUUGUGUUACGCAGUCGCCUUAGAAAAGAAAGGCCAGUACUUUCGGGACUUUUUAAAAUAAUAUACCUAAACAGCAGCAAUGUGUGACUUCCACUGGCUACUACAACUGAAAAAUUCAUGUUGUCUUCAAUCAUGCGGCAACCUAUCAAAAUUUUAGAAGCCUUUAGAUAUACUUCACUUAUCCUCAACCUGUAUCAUCCUGGUGUCGCUUAUUAGGCUAUGUUUUUGUUAUCUGUUUCUUUUUCUUCUUCUUUAACUUUUCACCCCUGUCGCCACCAUCAUCUUCUUUCUCAUCAUUGUCCUCUAUCAGCGAUAGCAUUCUGCUGAACUAGCUCCAACUUUUUUUUUCUUUGACCUCUGCACCAGUCAGUGUGAAAUCUUUUUAUAUGCGGUCACUCAUGGAUACUUAGUCUUAAAGUAAUCGUUCCUCAAAUUUUUUUUUUUUUUCCAUGCAAACUGCCCAACACUAACACCAUUUUAUGUCAAUUCUAAGAAGUACGCUUAGAGAUUUGUAUUCUUCCUUACUAUAGCGACCAGGAUAAUCAGAGCAAUAGUCAGUUCAUCUAUGUUUUCGAUUCAUGUAAAAACAAAUUGCCUAAAAACAAAUUAUCGUGUGAUAAAAAUACAUUUAAUUAUGGAUACAUUAUGGAGCAUAUGAAAUACAGCACAAACCAGAUGUGUGUGUGAGAGAGAGAGAGGUGUAUGUGUUCGUAGUGUACUUGUUGAUUUCUUGAACUUUUCGCUUGAUACUAUUACUGGCUGUUAAUACAUGGCAAACGUGUAACAAUUUACAAAAUUGUAGACAUUUGUUAUUGAUACUGAGUGGCUCGACUUAGCUUCAUGCAACAGCACUCUUUGCUCGAACCUACAGAAGGCUUAAUUUAAAAGAAGGAAAAUCUGUUAGUUAUUUUUUUUUUAAUGCACGGGAUGUCAAAACAUUUUGUUUUUCUUUACUGUUCUGGAUAAACGAUAGAGUAGGUAGAAGAUCAUCGAGCACUAGAAAGGGUUAUUUCUCUUGUUUUAUUAUUAUUGUUUGUUUACUUGUUUCUCAAUUGUUUAUUCGAGUUUUGCUUUGCCGUUGUCGUCGUAAUGUCAGUAGUUCACGACCUUGACAUCGUCCUUGACCAGCCGUAUGAAUUGUAAAUGUUAUAAUACGUCGUGCUUUUUCUUCUCGGCUGAUAGGGAGCUGUUGUUCAGAUUAUCUGCGGAAUAUAUUACAAACAUGUUGAAGUUAUUGUUAAAUAUGCUUGUCCUAACGUGUUCUCUCGCACGUGUCACAGGGUUCCUUAUCGUUGACUUUGGCAUCGCAAUCGAAAGCGGGUACAGCUCAAAACAACUUCAAAGCUGACAGUUUAGGUCUUGAACGCUCGGUAAAAACAAACUCUUCCGCUUUGUAAUUUCAUUCAUCUGUAUUUUGACGACGACGUAAAAAUAUUUUGAAAAGAUUUUAAAUAUUUGAAGUAUUUGAAAAGAAGUUGCGAGACACCAACAGCAGACGACAUUUGCACGAAUUAAAUCAUGUCAAUGUCACAAAAUGCCCAAGCUGUCUACCUCGGCAAAUCUCGACGAGGAAGGGAGUUGCUAGCUGAAAAGAAAAAGAAUAGUGACACAAGUGUUUGGCAGAGCAGAUAUCUGAUUCGAGUCGGAAACAAAAUAUUUGAGCGCUGCUGCUGUUUCCGCGAUCUAUACGAUUGUGCUAGCUUGUGACAAAGCUGAAUAGUGAUGAUGUUUGGAAAUACAAGCCAAGAUGAUAACUCCAGAUUUUUAAAUUUAUUUUUAACCCCCCCCCCCCCCCAGAGCAGUAUAACAACUUAAAGUCACCUUCAUACAGCACAUUCAAAAUCUUACGAAAAAUAAUUUUUUGCGCACCAGUAAAAUGCUGACCGGAAAUGAGCUCUAUGUGCGUCAUAGUCACGGGAUAAAAAUAGUUUUGACCUCCCCCAACAGAUCACAGCAGUCUGUGUCCCCCCAACUUCCUCCGCCUUUUCUCCCUCCCCAACAAUCCCCUUCCCCAUAAGCUGUCAUCUAGCUGAAGGAACAUCGAGUGGAGAGGCCUUCAUAUCCUAAAAUCGAAGUGCUUGCUGUCUUUAACGACUCUUUAACGACUGUACUUUCAUUUCUGCGCAAAACCAGCCAACCAUCUGUCGCCUUGCUGUGCAUGAGAUGUCCUGCGUUUGAUUUCUUAAUCCACCGCAUAUAAAGAAAACACGUAAAAAUGCGUAGCCAAGCUCGACAUGAAAAAAAAACAACAUUACUGAUAGUUUCAAUUAUAAGGCUACAAGCUUUACUGUUCCUUGAAUCUCUCUUUCUUGUUUGCACGUAGAAGGCGAUAGGCAAGACUUUUGUCAUGAAUAAAUGUGCUGGACGAUUGUCCUGUUGAGAGGGAAGUGAAGGUGUACAAAACAGGAACACUACCAGUGGUUGUACAGAUAUAAUGCGGUCUGAAAUACAGAUUUUCACUGACUAUUGUUGCAUAUAACCAUGUGUCCAGAAAUAAAAUACUGAGGAACAAAU